UUUGCUUAUGAUAUUGCACAAGGCAUGGCUUACCUGCACCAGCAUAGAAUACACCAUUCUCGUCUAAAAUCUUCUAACUGUGUCAUUGAUGAUCGUUGGGUUUGCAAAAUUACAGAUUAUGGGCUGGAUAUCUACCGCAAAGCUGACACUAAUGUUUAUCAAGAGCGCUUGGUGCAAGUAUACAUGCCUCCAGAAGAUGAAGCUGUGUCUGGCCCAGAAAAAUCAGCAGCAGCAGACAUGUAUAGUUAUGCCAUUAUUUUACUUGAAAUUGCAACAAGAAGUGAUCCAGUUCCGAAGGAUGAAUCAGAUUCGACGGAGCAUUGCUGUUUACCUUUACCAGAGUUAAUAAAAGGAAAAUCAGACAAUGGUUGUCCUUGCCCAACUGAGUAUGUAGAGCUGAUCAGGAGGUGCAGAAGCCAAAACCCUAUGCACAGGCCUACAUUUGAACAGGUGAAGAAACAACUGUACAAGAUGAAUCCUCACAAAGUCAGCCCUGUGGAUCUGAUGAUGACUCUGAUGGAAAAAUACAGCAAACAUUUGGAACAACUGGUGGCAGAACGUACACAGGACUUAAUGCAUGAAAAACAAAAGACGGACAGAUUAUUGUACAGCAUGCUACCAAAACAAGUUGCAGAUGACUUGAGACAGGGUAAGCCUUCACAAGCCCAGACUUAUGCCAGUGCAACCGUAUUUUUCAGUGAUAUUGUCGGGUUUACCCAGUUAUCCAGUAGCAGCACUCCUUACCAAGUGGUAGAUUUCCUGAACAAGCUGUACACCACCUUUGAUGAAAUUAUUGACAACCACGAUGUAUAUAAAGUGGAGACAAUUGGUGAUGCCUAUAUGGUUGUUUCUGGGGUUCCUAAAGAAAAUGGCAUCCGGCACGUCAGCGAAAUUGCCAGCAUGGCUUUAGAUCUUGUUACUGUGUGUAAGACAUUCCGAAUUCCACAUAAACCAAACACACAACUAAAGAUACGAGGAGGAAUUCAUUCAGGCCCAGUUGUAGCAGGAGUUGUUGGUACAAAAAUGCCCAGGUACUGUUUAUUUGGAGAUACAGUGAACACAGCAUCACGGAUGGAAUCAACAAGUGAAGCCCUCAAGAUACAGUGCAGUUCUAGCACUCACGACCUACUAAAACAGGUUGGAGGUUAUAUACUUGUGUGCCGUGGGACAUUACAAGUCAAGGGGAAAGGGGAUAUGACAACCUACUGGCUAGAAGGCAAGAAGAAUACCCCAAGAAAGAAUGUUAUUCCAAAUAUUUCAACAGCCCUACAAGAAAACGAGAGAGGGUCAUUCAGCUUGAUACCUGGUGUGUUAUCCAGUGACGCAUUAUUAACUUAAUUUCAAUUGUAACAGACUGUGCCAAAUAAAAAUUCAUGCACUCUUUCUUGCAUGUUACACUAUGUUAUGUAACAGGGUGAUGCCCAUGGCACUUCAUGGUAUCUGACUAUGGCUUUGAGUAAAAUUAAUUGGAAUAUGUGACAUUAGAGUUUGUGACAUUGGAGAAAACAAAAACUCUUUCUGUUUUUUUAGGAAGCUAUGUUUUAAAAAACAAAAAAGCACUGAAUGACAAUGGAACUUUAACAUAUGAUUAUUAUUUGGCAUUUUGGAAGACAGAAUACUGUUUAUGUUAAAGUAUGUAUAACUUUAUUUUGAAAAUCCUUUGAUGUGAUUUAGUACUAAACCAAUGAUGAGUUAUUUUUAUACAAACUUGAGAGAAUUUACAUGGUCUUUCCCAUUAAUGACUAAACAUUUAAAAAAUGUGGGUGUCACCAAUUUGCAGUUGCUAAAGCCUAACUAAAGAUAUAGGCUAGAAAUGUUGUACCUUAUGUUUUUGGCUUCUGUACCAGUCCA
Xenopus laevis (African clawed frog) is the source of this 1851-nucleotide messenger RNA. Its product is annotated as atrial natriuretic peptide receptor 2-like. Lineage: Eukaryota; Metazoa; Chordata; Amphibia; Anura; Pipidae. The record is from RefSeq and is a predicted model, not a curated record. Bases 25 to 1338 code for a protein of 437 amino acids. The transcript has 12 exons.